Messenger RNA from Xylona heveae TC161, 504 nucleotides. RefSeq lists its product as hypothetical. The record is from RefSeq and is a predicted model, not a curated record. The transcript has a single exon. Bases 167 to 499 code for a protein of 110 amino acids. Lineage: Eukaryota; Fungi; Ascomycota; Xylonomycetes; Xylonales; Xylonaceae.
CCCCCCCCUCUCUUUUCCUCUCCUGUGCUCUCUCCUUAUUGACUGUCUUUUUUCUUAACUCUGCCUUUACAUUUGUUCCCUUCUCAACUUUACCCCUUCUAAAUAACCAACCUUUUCCUUUCUUCCUAGUCAUGUUAUUUUCUUUUCCUUAUUUUCUUUCUUUCACAUGUUUCUCCUUUGGACUGAUGAAUUAUGGGGAAAAACAAAAAUUGAGGAAAGACGAAAAGAAAAAAGGGGGGAAAAGAGAGAAUUACUCUUAGUAAAGAAUAGCAUUUUUUCAUUAGUUAUUCGGAUAUCCAGACAUCCAGACAUCCAGACAUCCGGACAUCCGGAGCCUUUUGAACCCGCUUUUUCGUUUUGUUAUGUGCUAGUAACAGCUAUUGUGCUACUUCAGAACUGUUUCCAGUAUUUAAGUGCUCUUGAUGACCAUUAUGAAUGCUACUGUACUUCGUACUCGGCCACAAAGGACUUACUGCUACGAGUAUCUCUCUUGCAUUAAAGCUC